This is a messenger RNA of Alligator mississippiensis (American alligator), 1848 nucleotides long. Its product is annotated as olfactory receptor 10AC1-like. Gene Ontology annotation, cellular component: membrane. Gene Ontology annotation, biological process: G protein-coupled receptor signaling pathway. The record is from RefSeq and is a predicted model, not a curated record. NCBI's taxonomy places the organism in Eukaryota, Metazoa, Chordata, Crocodylia, Alligatoridae. Bases 571 to 1563 code for a protein of 330 amino acids. Gene Ontology annotation, molecular function: olfactory receptor activity; G protein-coupled receptor activity. The transcript has 2 exons.
UGUGGAAAUAAGUUUAACCAGGCCUCUUACUUGACUAAGAGAAGAGACAAAGAGAGAGAAAGAGAAGAGAAAAAGAUGCUGAUGCUAUGUGUUUUAAAAUGUUCUAAGAUAAGGAAAAACCUUCAUACCUUGUUUUGUCUGUGUGCAGAUGUUAACCUCCUCCUUUCCAGGAACCAAAAAACCCCAAAACUGAUAGCUGUUCCCAAAACAAUAUGUUUGCUGAAAAAGUAAACUGCUUACAUGUGACAAACGAAUGAUCAACUUCUUCCUGUUUCUUUCAAGGUUGCUUUGUCUGAACCCUGCAUCUUUUCUUGCUGUCUAAAGUAUAAACAUGCUUGUAAACUUGUAGAGGUCAGAGUUCCUUUGAGAACCCUCGUUGUGAUCACUUGUAUAGCUUUAAAUAAACCAAGAUGGCUCUGUCAAUUCUGAUACAACCACAACGCGAAGUUUGAUUUCUUCCACAAUUUGGUGCUGUGACUCGGAUAGAGAUGCCCGGAGUGAUCGGUUGAGAUACAGACUGUCUCCUUACUGACAUCCUGGCACCAAACUAAGGUGCCAUGUGAAGACUGCAUGGAAAGGGGCAAUGAGACCACUGCUGCUGACAUGGAAUUCCUCCUGCUUGGCUUCUCUGAGUUGAACCACCUGCAGACCUUUCUCUUCUUUAUCUUUUUGGGUGUGCACAUAACCACUCUGGCUGGGAACCUUUUAAUCCUUAUUGCUGUGGCUGCUGAAUCCUCCCGACCCCCCAUGCUUUUCUUCCUCUGCCAGCUCUCCGCCAUUGAGCUCUGUUAUACUCUAGUCAUUGUUCCCAAGACACUGGUCAACCUUGCGGACCCUGGAAGUCGCACCAUUUCUUUCACUGCAUGUGCUACCCAGAUGCAUCUCUUCGUGGCGCUGGGGGGCGCCGAGUGCUUCCUCCUGGCAGCCAUGUCCUAUGAUCGUUAUGUCGCCAUCUGUCGACCGCUGCACUACACAGCAGUGAUGAGCCAGGGCCUUUGCUUCCGCCUUACUGUGGCUUGCUGUUUGGGGGGCUUUGCUGUCUCUCUGGGGCUGACUGUGGCUGUUUUCCGCCUACCCUUCUGCCACUCUCACCACAUUGACCACUUCUUUUGUGAUGUUCCUGCUGUGCUGCACCUAACGUGCACGCAGAGUUAUACUUUUGAGCUGCCUCUGCUGACUGCCUGUGUGCUCCUCCUCCUUCUCCCCUUCUUGCUCAUCCUAGCUUCCUACACCUGUAUUGUGGCUGCCAUAUUGAGCAUCCACCCUUCCUCUGGCCGAGGCAAGGCCUUUUCCACGUGUGCCUCACACGUAGCUGUCACUCUCCUGCAUUAUGGAUGUGCCACCUUCAUGUACAUCCGCCCCAAGUCCAGAUACUCACCAAGCCGAGACAAGAUGGUGGCCCUUGUUUACACUAACAUCACCCCAUUGCUGUAUCCUUUGAUCUACAGCCUGAGGAACAAGGAAGUCAAAGGAGCACUGAGAAAGAUGUUACUGCAAAGAACAUCUCAGGCAACUUGGAAUAAUCUCAAGUACAAGAUAUGUGUGUGCAAUAAACUUUACUAGGACAUGCACCUUCUGCCAAAAACAGAUAUUCUUUAUCUACUCGUAAGAUCACUUCUUGGCCCAUUUCCCCCCCCCCACUCCCCACAAGGUUGAUAUUACACAGAAACAUACAUGUUUCCAGUCACCAUGGGAAGAUACUCCCCUCUUUGGCCUGUUCAGGAGAACAAAGGAUGUUGAUACAAAACUGUUUUACCUUGUCUCCUGAGGGCUGUAUUAUUAUUUCAAAUACAAUGUAAAUAUUUGUAUAGAUUUAGAUUUGAAGAUCAAUAAAUACAUUGAUAUUAC